GUUGCUCACAUGAGUAUCAAAUUUUAGGAUUAUAUAGGGGUUGGGAUGACAAAACAAGAUGCAUGACUUUUACACCUCUAGGAGAAACAUUAACUGAACAAGAUUUAAGGAAAGUGUUUCCUGAUGAUGCUCUGUGUGCUCACAUACAGAUGGGUGUAACAUUACAAAAACUCAAUCUUACAUUUGAACAAGUAGUUCUACUUAAAGCUAUUGUUUGCACAGCACCUGAUCGUGAUGAGUUGGAACAAAGGGAUGCUGUAGCUACUAUUAACUGGAAACUGGUUAACUGCUUACUUCUUCUUCUGUGGCGGCAAAAUAAAAAUCCUCUUCAAAAGUUUGGUCAAAUUAUGUCAGUAUUGACUGAAAUGAGGAAAUAUAGUGUUCUUAUUCGAGCAUCUUAUACCAAUGUAAGAUCAGAUGUUGAAGAACUUACAGAGAAAGUUAAUAUACCAUUUAUUUAUGAACUGUUCUUUUGAUUAUUUUAAAAAUCAAAUAAACUUAAUUUAAUUAGUGAGAAUGGCAAUGAACUUUUCUCACUUUAAAUUUUAAUAAAAAAUCGAAAUUCUAAAUAAUGUUAAACUGAGUUCUAAAAAAUUUCGUAAAGUACCCAUUUAGUAGUUGAAAAUAAAUACAAAAAAGCAUUCAUGGACAUUAUUAUUCAGUUAUUAUUUUAGGAAAGUGGUUAGUUGUUAAUCAAUACUGAAGGAAGAAGACAAUCUUUUGUCAUACAUAAAUUAAAGAGAUCAUAAUAAGUAUCACUCUUAAAAUCUCAUUACAAUACUUCCAUCUAAUGGAAUCUUCAGGCAUGAUUUGUACAAUAAAACAGGUCUUGAAUAAUUAAAAAACCUGAAUAAAAAUCUAAAAAUCUUAUUGAAAAACUAAUAUCUAUUUUAGAGUCAGCAUACAUAUUUUGGGAAAGAGAAUGUGUACAUUUGUAACAGUUUCUUCAAAAGUGAAAAAUCUUUAAUGGUUUUGUAAAUAAAAAAGAACUUUUAAAUGAAAAAUAAUAUUCAUUAUUAAAUAUUUUGAGACUAAAUACAAUUUAUAUAUUUUUAGUUAAAAUUGUGAUUCCCAUAAUUAUAUCAUAUUUGACAAGAAUUGUAAUGUUUCAUUCGUUAUUUUUUUAUCCCAAACUUUGAAAAAAAUAAAAGCCACAGGCACUAUUUCUGCAUUUGAAUAGAAUUUAAUAGUAUUAAAAUGUACAAUCAGUCACCUAUACAAACAUUAUCAUCUUUUUGCAUGUAGCUGUACAAAUUCUUUUACUUUGAUCUUGAAUGACUCCUGUAUUUAAAAAGAAAAGCUAUUAAAACAAGUAAUUGUGAUGUAAAAUGCUAAGCAGCAGGAGCGGAACUACCAUGCCAUUAGACCCGACAAUGUGGGAAAGGGGUGGCAAACUGAUAAAAAAAAACAUCUCUUUUCUUAAAUUCCAAAUAUUUUAUUCCAUACACCUUAAUGGUGGUUUGUAUUUAAAAAAAAACCGAUUACUGCGCUACACAAAAAACACAACAUGACCUGUAGUGUGAAAGAUAAGCAAAUGCUCAUACUUUGUAUGACUUAAAAUACUCCAAUGGGGCAGUUGGUAGUGGCCAUAAAGCUGAUUCAAAUAACUGAAUUACAAACUUAAAUAGCCAAAUAGGGAGGAGCAUAAACUUCUUUGAAUAGUCAAACGGAAUGCAUAACACUCACUAAAUUUAAUACAGGAGUCCAAAAUGCUCAGAUAGUCGAAUAGGGAACCGACAAAGCUACUUUAAAAAGUCAAACAGGAGGGUCCAUAUCUCAAUUAAAAAAUUGAAUAGGGGGAUCCAUGGGAGGGGAAGGGCUUUUUCUAGUUCCGCCACUGCUAAGCAGCCAAGUUUACAUUACUAGAUCAAGAAAAGCUAAUGUGUUUACUUAUAACAAUGAGCUAAAAUAAAAUCAGUUAAAUAAUACCUUGUCUUUAGCAUAAUGUUCAGCUGCUUCCACAUUCAGAGGAUCAUCAAAAUUUAAUAAAUCCUGUGGGAACAUAAAAUUACAUUAACUAUUUUUACCAUUUGUUAAAUUGUAUAGGUAUUAUUUGUUAACUGAAAAAUGUAUUCAAAGAAUUCAUGAAAAAAAAUAAAAGAACUAUCUUCAUUACUAUAAUCACUAUUAGCCAUCUAAUUAUUGCUUAUUUCUUAGUAAACUAUGCAGUAAUCAUUUUCUGUUUUGUUUUCAAAAACCAAAUUGAUAUAGCAUAUCUGGAUAGGCCUAUUCCCUAUCACUUGAAAGUCUGGAAAUUUAGUGCAUGGGAACAACAGGUACAAUGUAUAUUUUUUUUAAAAAAGAAAUUAUUUCACAAAUGUUAUUUGUUUUGAAUGUAUUAAAAACACAAUUCAUGUGUAUGUGUCUCA
Molecule: messenger RNA, 2369 nt
Organism: Physella acuta
Lineage: Eukaryota; Metazoa; Mollusca; Gastropoda; Physidae
Biological process (GO): hormone-mediated signaling pathway; cell differentiation; negative regulation of transcription by RNA polymerase II
Molecular function (GO): zinc ion binding; RNA polymerase II cis-regulatory region sequence-specific DNA binding; nuclear receptor activity
Source: RefSeq, a predicted model, not a curated record